CAGCCCUGAGAUCAUGCCUGGCAAGCCAGCUCUUCCUCGGCAUGCCUCACCUGAGCAAUGAGCAGGGUCCACGCUUGGCAAGGCAGCGCUUCACAGGCCUGGCACCUUUGAAUUCCCCUUAGUGAGGAAUGUGGGGCGAUUUGCCUGAUUUUGCUGGGCUUUUCCUUCUCAUGCGUAAUACUCUAUUUUCCUUGCUUCUGCCCGAGCGUGGCGGUCCUGUCCGGCCGUGGACCGAAGGCACGACUUGGCCCGUUGUGGCGCUCAGCAGCUCCUGGUUGGAAACGAGAAGGUUGAAGAGUGUCUCGCGCUUUGAGGCUGUUGGAAGGGCUGCUGUUUCCUUGGAGGGAAGUGAAAGAGAGGUAUCUGCCCGCCAUGGUGCUGGAUAUGAGGCAUUCCGCCAGGCAGCCUGUGGAAAAGAGGAGGACGGCAAGAAGAGAUGUGAGCCGAGGCAAGAGUUCUGCGCCCCCGUCAGGACGCCGCUGCCCAUCAGGCUGGUGGAGGCGAAGAAGGUGGGUAUCGCAAGCACUUCACAAACAUGCUUUCUUAGGAAGGUCAGGUUGGAGCUUGAAUUACCCCACACCAGGCAAGCCGCCUUUUUUUGGGGUGGCAGAGUUGGCAAAAGAUUCUUUCAGUGCCUGGCCCGAAGCCCCUUCCAGGGGUUGCUCUUUCUUGAGCUGCUGGUGGCCAGCAUCCCCUUCAUGGGGGGGCCUGAGCCGAGUGCCAGAUUAGACUCGUGGCGGGCCAGCCUCUUUAUGAGGUGGGGCCCACGUUGGAGCUUUCCAGCCACGCCAGGCCCCCUUCCCCUUCAUGGGGAGGCCGGAGCCGAGUGCCAGAUUAGACUCAUGCCGGCCAGUCUCUUUAUGAGGUGGGGCCCACGUUGGAGCUUUCCAGCCACGCCAGGCCAGCUUCCCCUUCAUGGGGAGGCCGGAGCCGAGUGCCGGAUUAGACUCGUGGCAGGCCAGCCUGUUUAUGAGGUGGGGCCCACGUUGGAGAUUUCCAGCCACGCCAGGCCAGCUUCCCCUUCAUGGGGAGGCCGGAGCCGAGUGCCAGAUUAGACUCGUGGCGGGCCAGCCUCUUUAUGAGGUGGGGCCCACGUUGGAGAUUUCCAGCGUCGCAGGCCAGUUUCCCUUCAUGGGGAGGCCAGAGCCGAGUGCCAGAUUAGACUUGUGGCGGGCCAGCCCCUUCAUGAGGUGGGGCCCACGUUGGAGAUUUCUAGCCACGCCAGGCCAGCUUCCCCUUCAUGGGGAGGCCAGAGCCGAGUGCCAGAUUAGACUCGUGGUGGGCCAGCCUCUUUAUGAGGUGGGGCCCACGUUGGAGAUUUUCAGCCAUGCCCGGCCAGCUUCCCCUUCAUGGGGGGGCCGGAGCCAAGUGCCAGAUUAGACUUGUGGCGGGCCAGCCUCUUUGUGAGGUGGGGCCCACGUUGGAGAUUUCCAGCCACGCAGGCCAGCUUCCCCUUCAUGGGGAGGCCGGAGCCGAGUGCCAGAUUAGACUCGUGGCGGGCCAGCCUCUUCAUGAGGUGGGGCCCACGCAGAAGAGAUUUCCAGCCAGGCCAGGCCAGCUUCCCCUCCAUGGGGAGGCCGGAGCCGAGUGCCAGUUUAGACUCGUGGCGGGCCAGCCUCUUUUUGAGGUGGGGCCCACGUUGAAGGGAUUUCCAGCCACGCCAGGCCAGCUUCCCCUUCAUGGGGAGGCCAGAGCCAAGUGCCAGAUUAGACUCGUGGCGGGCCAGCCUCUUUUUGAGGUGGGGCGUACGUUGGAGCUUUCCAGCCACGCCAGGCCAGCUUCCCCUUCAUGGGGAGGCCAGAGCCGAGUUCCGGAUUAGACUCGUGGCGGGGAAGCCUCUUGAUGAGGUGGGGCCCACGUUGGAGAUUUCCAGCACGCCAGGCCAGCUUCCCCUUCAUGGGGAGGCCGGAGCCGAGUGCCAGAUUAGACUCGUGGCGGGCCAGCCUCUUUAUGAGGUGGGGCCCAUGCUGAGGCGUCUUCCAGUCCCAUCACACCCGAUACCCCUUUAUCGAGAGGACUGAGCGCAGCGUUGGAGUCUGCCUGUGCCAGGGAAGUGCUGCUUCAU
This is a messenger RNA of Varanus komodoensis (Komodo dragon), 2065 nucleotides long. RefSeq lists its product as uncharacterized. The transcript is spliced from 3 exons. Lineage: Eukaryota; Metazoa; Chordata; Lepidosauria; Squamata; Varanidae. The coding region runs from base 129 to 1055 and encodes 308 amino acids. The record is from RefSeq and is a predicted model, not a curated record.